This is a messenger RNA of Lodderomyces elongisporus, 636 nucleotides long. RefSeq lists its product as uncharacterized. The transcript has a single exon. The coding region runs from base 1 to 636 and encodes 211 amino acids. The record is from RefSeq and is a predicted model, not a curated record. Lineage: Eukaryota; Fungi; Ascomycota; Pichiomycetes; Serinales; Debaryomycetaceae.
AUGAGCCAACGUCUAGUACAGGACCAAGAUCGAAAUCAAGAUCAGGACGACUCACUCAUCGAAGCUUUUAGAGGACCAGAUGGUGGACAAUCUACAGGAAUACUUGUUAAAGAUAAUGGAACUCAAUUGAAGAAUCUGAACCACAAAAAGAAAUCACUACCACCAUUCUCUCGUGUGGACUCUAAUAAUGCCACAGUUUUAGAUAAUUUCCCAUACAACUUGGUGAUGAAAGUAACCACAUCGGAGCCUAGGGAUGUUUUACAAUCAGAAAGGACUUGUCUAACAUUUAUACGGUUCUCAACUGCAUUGUUUUUCACAGCAUUGGGGAUAAUUUUGGGGUUUAAAUUGGACACGUCGGGAAAGACACCGAAUAGCACACCGGAUAAUGGCAACCCCAUCUUCAGUCACUCUAAAUUCUCCAAGGCUGCCUCAUUUAUUCUAUUGGUAUUGGCAUUGUUUGUGUUGAUUUUAAGUGCCGUCAAUUACUUUAUAACAAUUCAUCGGUAUGCAAAGAGGAAAAUUGAAACGUAUAAUUUCAACAAUCUAACAACUGUCAUUUGUAUGACGGUGAUUGUACUUACUUUAGGUGUGAUAAAUAUCGUGAUGAUUAUUGAAGGAUACAUAGAAGAUAGGUGA